AUUGAUUUUGCGGAGCUAACCCUGGAGGAGAUCAUCGGCAUUGGGGGCUUUGGGAAAGUUUAUCGUGCUUUCUGGGUAGGCGAUGAGGUCGCCGUGAAAGCAGCUCGCCAUGACCCCGAUGAGGACAUCAGCCAGACCAUAGAGAAUGUUCGCCAAGAAGCCAAGCUCUUUGCUAUGCUGAAGCACCCGAACAUCAUCGCCCUCAGAGGGGUGUGCUUGAAGGAACCCAACCUCUGCUUGGUCAUGGAAUUUGCUCGUGGAGGGCCUUUGAACAGAGUGUUAUCUGGGAAGAGGAUUCCCCCAGACAUCCUAGUGAACUGGGCUGUACAGAUUGCCAGAGGGAUGAACUACCUACAUGAUGAGGCAAUCGUCCCCAUCAUCCACCGAGACCUUAAGUCCAGCAACAUAUUGAUCCUGCAGAAAGUGGAGAAUGGAGACCUGAGUAACAAGAUCCUGAAGAUCACUGACUUUGGGCUGGCUCGGGAAUGGCACCGGACCACCAAGAUGAGUGCGGCAGGAACAUAUGCUUGGAUGGCACCGGAAGUCAUCCGUGCUUCCAUGUUUUCCAAAGGCAGUGAUGUGUGGAGCUAUGGAGUGCUGCUGUGGGAGCUGCUGACUGGCGAGGUACCCUUCCGAGGCAUCGAUGGCUUAGCAGUGGCAUAUGGAGUGGCCAUGAACAAACUCGCCCUUCCUAUUCCUUCUACAUGUCCAGAACCUUUUGCCAAACUCAUGGAAGACUGCUGGAAUCCCGACCCCCACUCACGUCCAUCUUUUACGAGUAUCCUGGACCAGCUCACGACCAUAGAAGAGUCUGGUUUCUUUGAGAUGCCCAAGGACUCCUUCCACUGUCUGCAGGAUGACUGGAAACAUGAGAUUCAGGAAAUGUUUGACCAACUCAGGGCCAAAGAAAAGGAGCUCCGCACCUGGGAGGAGGAGCUGACUCGGGCUGCUCUCCAGCAGAAGAACCAGGAGGAGCUGCUGCGCCGUAGGGAGCAGGAACUGGCGGAGCGGGAGAUCGACAUCCUAGAACGAGAGCUCAAUAUCAUCAUCCACCAGCUGUGCCAGGAGAAGCCCAGGGUGAAGAAACGCAAGGGCAAGUUCAGGAAGAGCCGGCUGAAGCUCAAGGAUGGCAACCGCAUCAGCCUCCCCUCCGAUUUCCAGCACAAGUUCACGGUGCAGGCCUCUCCCACCAUGGAUAAAAGGAAGAGUCUCCUCGGCAGCCGAUCGAGCCCUCCUGCAAGCCCCACCAUCAUCCCCCGCCUUCGAGCCAUCCAGUUGACACCAGGUGAAAGUAGUAAAACCUGGGGCCGGAGCUCAGUUGUCCCAAAAGAGGAAGGGGAGGAGGAGGAGAAGAGGGUCCCAAAGAAGAAGGGCCGAACAUGGGGACCAGGAACCCUUGGGCAGAAAGAGCUCACCUCAGGAGAUGAAGGAUCCCCUCAGAGACGGGAGAAAUCUAAUGGCUUAAGCACCCCGUCAGAGUCUCCACAUUUCCACUUGGGCCUCAAGUCCCUGGUAGAUGGAUACAAACAGUGGUCAUCCAGUGCCCCCAACCUGGGGAAGGGCCCGAGGAGUAGUCCCGCCCUGCCUGGGUUUACCAGCCUUAUGGAGAUAGAGGAUGAAGAUGAAGGCCCAGGAAGUGGAGAGAGUCAUCUACAGCAUUCACCCAACCAGUCCUACCUCUGUAUCCCAUUUCCUCGUGGGGAGGAUGGGGAUGGCCCCUCCAGUGAUGGAGUUCAUGAGGAGCCCACCCCAGUCAACUCAGCCACUAGUACCCCUCAGCUGACGCCAACCAACAGCCUCAAGCGCAGUGGGACCCAUCACCGGCGCUGCGAAGUGGCUCUGCUUGGCUGUGGAGCUGUCCUGGCAGCCACAGGUCUAGGGUUUGACUUGCUGGAAGCUGGCAAGUGCCAGUUGCUUCCGCCAGAGGAGCCUGAGCCACCAGCCCGGGAAGAGAAGAAGAGGCGUGAGGGUCUUUUCCAGAGGGCCAGCCGCCCUCGUCGGAGUACCAGCCCCCCCUCCCGAAAGCUCUUCAAGAAGGAAGAGCCGAUGAUGUUGCUAGGAGACCCCUCUGCCUCCCUGACACUGCUCUCUCUCUCCUCCAUCUCCGAAUGCAACUCUACCCGCUCGCUGCUGCGCUCUGACAGUGAUGAGAUCGUAGUGUAUGAAAUGCCAGUCAGUCCAGUUGAAGCUCCACCCCUCACCCACAACCCUCUGGUUAAUGUCCGAGUGGAGCGCUUCAAGCGAGACCCCAAUCAGUCCCUGACUCCCACCCAUGUCACCCUCACAGCCCCCACGCAGCCGAGUGGCCACAGGCGGACUCCUUCUGAUGGAGCACUUAAGCCCACAGGGGCCCCUCCAGCAGUAGCAAGCCGGAGCCCCUCCAGCAAUGGGAUGAGCCCCAGUCCUGGGACAGGAAUGUUGAAAACUCCCAGUCCCAGCCGAGACCCAGGUGAAUUCCCCCGUCUCCCUGACCCCAACGUGGUCUUUCCCCCAACUCCAAGGCGCUGGAACACACAACGGGACUCCACUUUAGAGAGACCCAAGACCCUGGAGUUUCUGCCUCGGCCACGUCCUUCUGCCAACCGGCAGCGGCUGGACCCUUGGUGGUUUGUGUCCCCCAGCCAUGCCCGCAGCGCCUCCCCAGCCAACAGCUCCAGCACAGAGACUCCCAGCAAUCUGGACUCCUGCUUCGCCAGCAGCAGCAGCACUGUAGAAGAGCGGCCUGGACUGCCAGCCCUGCUCCCUGUACAGGCAGGGCCAUUGCCCCCUGCUGAGCGGACGCUUCUGGAUCUGGAUGCAGAGGGGCAGAGCCAGGAUAGCACUGUGCCUCUGUGCAGAGCCGAACUGAAUGCACAUGGGCCUUCCCCUUUUGAGAUCCAGCAGGAGUUCUGGUCUUAG
Messenger RNA from Cricetulus griseus (Chinese hamster), 2898 nucleotides. The record is from RefSeq and is a predicted model, not a curated record. Lineage: Eukaryota; Metazoa; Chordata; Mammalia; Rodentia; Cricetidae.